Leptopilina boulardi is the source of this 3917-nucleotide messenger RNA. RefSeq names its product sorting nexin-25-like. The transcript is spliced from 11 exons. Gene Ontology annotation, molecular function: phosphatidylinositol binding. Bases 602 to 3544 code for a protein of 980 amino acids. Lineage: Eukaryota; Metazoa; Arthropoda; Insecta; Hymenoptera; Figitidae. Gene Ontology annotation, cellular component: intracellular membrane-bounded organelle. The record is from RefSeq and is a predicted model, not a curated record.
UGUGCAAUGACAUCAGUUGAUUGACAAAUUCUCAACAAAAACAUUUCACAAUUUUUGCCGGGCAGAAAAAAUAAUCUCAAUUCUAUAUAGUUAAAAUCGAUAGUGAAUCACAAAAAAUAAUUUCUAUCGCGAAGAAGAACAAUAAAAAUGUCAAGAAUCGUUUUCAAAGUAAAAAAAUCAUCGAGUUUGUAAAUUCGCAAAAUUUGUUUCUUAAAUAAUUACAACUUUAAUUUGUUGAUUUACAAUAUUAUUGUUUUACAAAAAUUAAAUUCUAAUUUUUACGUUUAAUUGAAACUUAAAAAAUGGAGUGAAAAAUUAAAAAGUGAUAAAAAAAUUUUCUUACCUAAAAAAUUUCCAAGACUCAAAAAAAAUAUGUAUCGAACUAAUUUUCUAUUAAAAUAAUAUAUAUAGAUAAGAAUGUUAAUUAUCUUUUGUUCGGUAAAGAAAAAAAAAAAAUUACAAUCGCAAGUUUAGUGUCAUCAGAAAAAAUAGGUGCGGACGAUAAUUUUGCGCGAGAAAAUAAAAAAUGACAAACAUGGGAUGAAUCAUGAUAAGUAUAUAUAGUAUAUAUAUAUAUAUAGUGGUUUAAUUAAUUAAUCAAAUGCAUAUCCCGGGGUCAAAAAUUCAAAUUGCUCGCGAUUCAGUUACAAAAUUCCUUAUGACUACUAAACAUAACCUCGUCGCAGCAAUAAUUGAGCAUCAAAAGAUGCUUCCACCUGUUAUUAUUGGAUUAAUUGUCAUUGUUUCGUUUCUAUUAAUAUUUUUAAAUAAUCUAUUAUGGAUAUUGUCAUAUGGUGUUUUAACAAUAACGUGUUUAUUAUUGGGACCAUUGAUUGUUAUUAUGGUUCAUAUUGCCCUAUCACCAAAACAUGAAACCGGACGUAAUACAAAUAAAACAAUUGCUGAACUUGAUGCAUUUCGUAAUAUGCUCAUGAAAAAUUAUGAGCCAAAAUCAAUGUGUAAUAAAAAACAACUUCGAUAUCCCCUUGUAUUCACACGAUUGGUGGAUGGUGCUUUGCAAAAUCUUUUGGAUUUGGCAUUUCGUGAUUUUGUCGGUGCAUGGCUUAAUGAUUUGUCCUUUGAAUCGGAACAAUUGAUCGAUAGUAUGAAACAGGAUGUUUGGGGUGCAAUACAAAGUCUUCAUGAGAGAUUGGCACACAUUGAUUCAACAAAAUUGGUCGCUUGCAGCGUUGUCAAUAGAGUGACAUUUCAUUUUGAAAAAAUUCGAAUUGCCCAGGCAGCUGUAUCGGAGGGAUUAGAUCCUGUUUUUAUUUUAUCGCCCCAUCUAAUGUCCCGUGAAGCAGAAUUGGAAUAUUUAAGAAAAGUCAGCGAACUUUGUAUUAUGCUUUUCCUACCCGGAAGUUAUUCUUUAACGCCAACAAAAUUUUUAUUACGUGAAAUUGUCACUUGUAAAAUUUUAAAACCGGCAAUCGAUUUGGUAACGGAUCCAGAUUAUAUAAAUCAAAAAAUUCUCUCCUACAUUGAACAACAACAAAUGACAGAGGCAAUGCAUAGAAAAACAUACGAGUACGCUGAAUCGUUUGAGGAUUUUAUUCAAAUGAUUAAAAGUUCACGUGAUCUUGAAGUACUUAAACAUAUCAGAUAUAAUAUUGUUACGGAAAUAAUGCAAGCAACGACAAUUCAAAAUGUUAAAAGAGCACAGGGAUUAGAUCCCGAGAGUAAUUCAUUGGGAAAAUCAGAUGCAAUUCAAGCGAGAAAAUUAAAACGUUACAUUAGUCAAUUGACGUAUGCAAAAAAUACAUGCGAAUGCCAUAUGCAAUCACUUGGAUGGGAUGGUUUUUUAAUUCAGGAAAAUGAUUUAUCCGAUCCAAGUGCAAUUGGAGAAGGACGAAUAUUACCAUUGCCGUAUAUUUUAGAAAAUGUUAUUGGCCGAAGACAUUUGUCACAAUUUUUAGAACAAGUAUCAAGUCAAGGUUUAAUUGGCUAUUGGGCAGCGGUUCAAGAAUUACGCGCGGCAAAAAAAUCCAAUUGGCAUCAAUUGGGAGCGGAAAUUUUUUACACCUACAUUAAAUCGCCAACGGCCGAAAUGAAAGUUGAUAAAAAUAUGCGUAAACGAAUGGAGAGCUUUUUGAUGGGCGACAAUGGACCACAUGCAUUUUAUGAAGUACAAGACAGUGUUGUUAAAACAUUAAAGGACAAAUAUUAUCCGUCAUUUAUUGUUAGUGAGCAAUAUAAAAAAAUGCAGGAGGCACUUAUUAAUGAGAGAGUCGACGGACUCGUUGAGGAUCGUCAAAUUGAUGGGACAAUAAACGAUACGUCACUAUUGGUUGGCGAGCAUUCAAAUUAUGCACGCAGUAAAUUAGAUCAAUUACAGGAGAAAUUAAAUAAUAAAAUGCAAGCCCUACAGGCGUUGCGAUCAUCAUUAAAACCAGAGAGUCGAGUACUUAGUAUUUUAGCAAAGGAAGUGGAAUAUCUUCAGGGUGAGAAACGACAAUUGGAAGCGCAUUUAACACACACGGAAAUGUGGGCCGAACAUUUGGGACAUUGGAGAGCUGAUGUACAAAGUGCAGAGGUGCCGGAUAAUGGUGAUCCACCGCAAUUUAUUCUCGUUGUACAUAUGGCAGCCGAUGAGGAGAGUGAGGAAAAAAUAUCAACUGGCUGGGUUGUAUUGAGAAAACUAACAGAAUUUCAAGAGCUUCAUAGAAAAUUACGUCAGUUAUGUUCGAGUGUUAAAAAUCUCGAACUACCAUCGCAGCCAUUAAAAUUUUUUGGUAAAUCAGAUAAAAAUACAAUUGAUAAGGCGAGAGUGCAAAUACAAAAAUAUUUAAAUUUUGUACUUGAGGACGACAGAUUAAAUCAAAGUGAGGCACUUUAUGCAUUUUUGAGUCCAAGUUCGGAGCAUUUGAAACACACGGCACCUUCACCGAAAAAAUCGCGUUUCUUUCUUUCAACUCUUUUCAAAAGCAGUAGUGGUUCGAGUGGAAGUGGCGAUUCGAGGGAAAAAGAAGACGAGGAGGAUUAUUCAUUUCUCUUGGACGAUAAUGAGCCAGGAAGAACAGUUACCGAUAGUUUUCUUGGUCCAGGAAAAGAUGCGAUAGUUGAACCACUUUAUUCACUUCUUGGAGAAGUUUUCGAUCUUAAGGGAGUUUUUCGCUGGCUCAGGCGAUCUCUCAUUACUUUUGUCCAAAUCACAUACGGAAGAACGAUAAAUAGGCAAGUACGUGAUACGGUAACGUGGCUACUUUGUGAACCAAUGUUGCAUUAUUAUAUAACAUUGUUUACAAAAUCAUGGUGGCCAAAUGGUCAACUUGUCUCGGAGACAAUUGUUAGAACUGAUGAGGAAAAAUUAAUGACACGAGGCGAGGCACGAAGGCAAUUUUUAAAUAAUGUACCUGAUGUUUUAACGAAUUUAGUUGGCGCUCAAAAUUCACAGCGUGGCGCUAUUAAAGUUUUUGACACUUUGCAAAAUGUCAAUCUCAAUAAGCAACUAUUUUACGAUAUAUUUGAAGUAUUAAUGUACGAAGUGUUUCCAGAGCUACAAAAAAAUCGUGGUUUCAAUACAUUUAAAUUUCAUGAUGAUUGAACAAUUAUCAUUAUUAUAAUUAUUAUUAUUAUUGAGGAGGUCCUUUUUUUUCCCGACUGAGAUAUAUAUACAUCUAUAAAUAAUUUAAUGAGCAGCUUUCGCAGAUUCAGUAUUUCUCGAAUCAGUAUAUGGACCAAUGUGUUUCUCAAUUUUUCAAAUUCAAAGAAAGGAUCGAGCGUUUUUACUGUGACAAUAUACAAACAUAUAUUAUAUACAAAAAAAAAAAAGAAAUAUCAAUUUGAAUGAGAAGUGUAUUUUUCAAAAUGGAAUUCUCUCGAUGCAAAACCAAAAACAAAAAAAAAGGAGAAGCUCGACAAUAUAGGUAAGAAUUUUUUUUUUCUCAGCCAAAAAAAAAAAGAAAAAAAAACAAAAA